CACUUGGUAGCCCAGGCUGGUUGAGGCGUUCUCUUAAUAAAGCUCAUCUGAAGAGUAACUGGCUCAGCUUCCUUCUCCUUGUACUAACCCAAAGUCAAUAGUUGAUAACAGUGAAGAAUCUAACCCAGACCCUAAUGUGUGCAUGCAUGCCCUGGGUUUUAUUAAGCAUCUAGAUCAAGCUUCUGACAUCCAGGAACUUGAGUGUAUCAGACAUGCAGGGGACACAUGUUAAACACACACUGUGAAUAAGCUGUACGCAGCUCAGGGUUCAGCAUAAACAGCCUUUAAGCAGAUGAUUAACAUCCCUUUCCAGUCAACCCCCUGGCAAUUUUGUAAAUAGGUUUAGGAUACAAACACCAGACUUGGCCAUUUGUCUGGCACGAAGGGCAUUCACAGUAUUGCGUAACUUUUACCAGAACGUUCUCAUCUUUCUGCACUGUAACUCUGAACCCACUGAACAAUUCCCCUCCCCCUCCUCAGCCUCAGUGGCUGAUCUGCUUCCAGCCUGGAAGUGGACUCCUGUGGUAUCUGCUGUUCUGUGUCUUGAUGACUGUGAAGUUCUUCAGCUUAGAGAAGCUUGGGGUCACCUCCACUUGUGGGCUUCUGUGAGUCAUGAGCUGGUAACAGAGCAGACACAGCCCUGCGGCCCUGCUCUCAGCUUGGGAUGCACAGCAUUGUCAUGUGGUGAUUUUUGGGAUGGCCCGGGAGGAAUCAAACUGUUUCCACCAGUUUUCACUCAGCAGUUUGCAAGGGUUCCAGUUUUUCAUAUUUUAACCAACUUUAUUAUCUUACUUUAAAAUAGAAAGAAAAAAUUCAGGCUUGGUGGUACAGGCUCCUGCUAUUUGGAUUUGAGGCAGGACGUAUAUUUCAAGGCUUGCCUGGGCUACAGAGUACGUUCAAGGUCAGCCUGGGCAAUUUAAUGACAAGUUGUCUCAAGGUAAGUGACUGGCAGUGUAGCCUAGUAAAGCCUUGUGCACGAUCCCUGGUGUCCCACCCAGAAAAGAGCCAUUUCAGUGACAGUGAAGUACUCUUUCCAGCCUGGCUUUGAUACGAAUUUCCUCAGUAACCAUAACUGAUGUUAAGACCCUUCCCUACAAGUUUUUCUGGGUCUUCCUUGUUACCCCACCCCCACCCCUUUUGAGACAGGAUCUUACGUUUUCCGGGCUGUCCUUAAACUCACAUGGAUGAUCUUGAACUUCUUUUCACCUCCUGAAUGUUGUGCCACCGUGCUAAGCUGGUGUGGCUGGAAUCCAGGGCUUUCUGAACGCCAGGCAAGCACUCUGCCAGCUGAACUGCAUCCCAGCCUCUCCCUGCGCCCCCAGUUUUUAAAACUUUAUGCAUGUUAUGUUACACACUACAGAGCUAGACAGAUCGACAGACAGACAGACAGAUAGAACAAAAUAGCUCAAUGUCUCACAACUCAAAAGCUACUUCUAGUAAUGAUAAUGGACAACAUAAACUAUGACAUCCAAGCAUGUGUUAGGAAAUCUAAGCCAUAAGAAAGGAGUGAAAAGAAGCCAAUGUCAUAUCGAUGGGUCAGUGCCCAUGAUCCCUCAGCUUUCGGUUGCUUCUGCUCUCUCCUGAGACUGUCCUGAAGCAGCCAUCACACCUAGGGCUUGGGCCUGCCUCCUCUUAAGACUUCCACAAGCCUUUCCAGCUGAGGUCAGUGCCCGCUCUGGAAGGAAGUGUAAAUGGCCACAGAGUGUUUGGUGGAAGUGUCCCUGGGUCCUUCCUUGUGUCUUUCUGUUUAGGGUCUGCGGUAUAAAUCACGAGCUUGUGCUGUGAAUAGUGAACUCUGCUCAGUGUCAGCGUGGGAAUCUGUUGAGCUUUGUCGAUUAGAUCCUGGACUCCUCUCCCCAGCCCUUGCUUGCCAGAAGGUGAGUGUGUGUGAUCGUAUUCACUCACACUCACCUUGUACUGGGGACAGAACUCGCGGCCAUUCCUGUGCUACAUAGGCACUGUACUAUUGAGCUCACCCAGCCUUUUUACAUCAUCUUAGAGGAUCUGGAAUCUGGAGCUGUUCCCUACUUCAGUCGAUCCCAGUAUCUCCCUUAGUUCCUUUGUGGGUCUUCAGCCAAGCGAAUCAGUCAAUACAAGGCUGAACAGCAGGAGGAGAGCACAUGUAUUGUAUUAAUGUUGCACAGCCCUGGAGAUUUCCACAAGGAGAUGUGGCCCAGAGAAAUGACCAAAACAUUGGACAUGGUGCCACACACCUGUAAUCCCAGCCCUCAAGAGGAUUAUGAGUUCAAGUCCAGCCUGGGCUAUAUAGCCUGGCUCAAGAAAUCGGGCUCAUAAUGCAGAAACUGUUGGCUGUCAUCUCACUGGGUGCCCUGUUGUUGGCCCUCCUCCUGUUCCUGCGACGCCUGGGCUGGGCCUUGCUAACCAUCUUCUGGUUUGAGUUUGCACAGCCAGUUCGCAAGCUGCUCAUGGGUGACACAAAGGAACAGCGCAUCCUUAACUACGUGCAGCAGCAUGCCAAGCCUGGAGACCCCCAGAGCAUCAUGGAUGCCUUUGACACCUACUGCUCAGAGAAGGAGAGGGCUAUGCAUGUGGGUGCCGUGAAAGGCCAAAUAUUGGAUGCAGUGAUUCGGGAGUACAACCCCUUGCUGGUGCUGGAGCUAGGAGCUUACUGUGGCUACUCAGCCACACGGAUAGCCCGCCUGCUGCCACCUGGAGGCCGGCUUCUCACCAUGGAGAUGAACCCUGACUAUGCUGCCAUCACCCAGCAAAUGCUGAACCUGGCAGGCCUGCAGGACAAAGUCACCAUCCUCAUUGGGGCAUCCCAGGACCUCAUCCCGCAGCUGAAGACCAAGUAUGAUGUGGACACCUUAGACAUGGUCUUUCUUGACCACUGGAAAGACCGCUACCUGCCAGACACACGUCUCCUGGAGGAAUAUGGCCUGUUGCGCAAGGGGACAGUACUUCUAGCUGACAAUGUCAUCGUCCCGGGAGCCCCUGACUUCCUGGAAUAUGUGCGGGGGAGCAACAAGUUCGAGUGCACACACUACAGCUCAUACCUGGAGUACAGGGAAACGGUAGACGGCCUGGAGAAGGCCCUCUACAAGGGUCCAAGCAGCCCAUGAAGUCUUAACCACUCAGCCUACCCUGAGAUCCCCUUCCAGCUUCCUUCUGCAAGAUGACACACACUCAUGCUGACCCCACUAUGCUUCUGCAGCCUGUCCUCAAGUGCUGUGGCUCCAGAUUGCCAACACUGGCACAGACUCCAGGUAGUGAGCUCCCCAUCCAAAACCACUGCAAUAGACCUGGAAAGCACCUGUGAUAAAAGGCUGAAUUGAGCUGGAGGUGCCAUGGUCACAGUGCCUGCCCCGCAUGCAAGAGGCCUUGAGUUUAAUCCUAAACACCAGAAAACAAAAGGGAUUAAAAAAAAGUCAAAGCAGGUGUCAUCCUGCUGGUGUCCUGUGUCACCUAAAAGAUUCUCACAGGGUCAGUGCCAGAGCGCUGGGCACUGCCAUCACCAAUAAGGGCCAGCCAGAAGUCAGGAAACUGGGAAUAUCCAGAUGCUGUUUGGCUGUUACCAGAUGUCCCCGACCACUCACCCUUCAUCUUGAGAGUGAGUCAUAAGCUCUCCAGGCUGGUGGCACACACCUUUAAUCCCAGCACCCAGGAGGAAAGGCAGGCAGAGCCCUGAGUUCAAGGCCAGCCUGGUCUACACAGUGAGUUCCCGGACAGCCAGGGCUACAGACUCUUGUCUUCCCGAGUUAUAACCCGUUUUCUAGUUAUGCUGUGAUCUUUCAUCAUCAAAGAAAUUCAAGCUCCUAAUAUUUGGAUACCAGAGAUCCACUCAGUUACUGUCUGAGCUACCACACUGCUCUCCUCCCUGCUGUACAACACGACAGUCCACCUCUGCACCAUCUCUGACUGGGUAGGCUGGGGACAGGUAGCUGGGGGGCCAUGCUGUCCCCUGCUGCUCUCCACCCCUGUGUGGCACUCAGGAGACACUCUCUCCAGCCCUGCUUCCUGACUUACAGAAGAGGA
Messenger RNA from Peromyscus eremicus (cactus mouse), 3996 nucleotides. RefSeq names its product catechol O-methyltransferase-like. Gene Ontology annotation, cellular component: membrane; dendrite; axon. Lineage: Eukaryota; Metazoa; Chordata; Mammalia; Rodentia; Cricetidae. Gene Ontology annotation, biological process: dopamine metabolic process; developmental process; catecholamine catabolic process. Gene Ontology annotation, molecular function: catechol O-methyltransferase activity; magnesium ion binding. The record is from RefSeq and is a predicted model, not a curated record.